Aphidius gifuensis is the source of this 1938-nucleotide messenger RNA. Its product is annotated as growth/differentiation factor 8-like. Gene Ontology annotation, molecular function: growth factor activity; cytokine activity. Bases 167 to 1897 code for a protein of 576 amino acids. The transcript is spliced from 3 exons. The record is from RefSeq and is a predicted model, not a curated record. Gene Ontology annotation, biological process: SMAD protein signal transduction. Gene Ontology annotation, cellular component: extracellular region. NCBI's taxonomy places the organism in Eukaryota, Metazoa, Arthropoda, Insecta, Hymenoptera, Braconidae.
AAAAAGAAAGAAAGAAAGUAGACAGACAGACAGACAAACAGACAGACACAGACAGACAGACAGAUUAGACAGACAGACAGGACAGACAGACAGGACAGACAUACAUACAGACAGACGAAUAGGCCUGUCACAGCAUCUGUAAUCGUCAUCGUGGCCUUGACACAAAAUGAUUACGAGGGCAUUUAUUCUUAUGAUGGUUGUCUUCGGAUCCAUCAAUUUGCCCAUGUCAAUAUUUGCUAAAACAUCAAGUAUUCGUCAAACAACAAGUAAUUAUACAAUGGCAAAUAAUGCUGGAUGUUAUGCAUGUCGUAUGCACGAAGAAAUUAAAGCACUUAGCCUUAAGGCAAUUAAAGAACAAAUACUCAACAAGCUUGGACUUAAACGAGCGCCAAAUAUGACAGGACGUGCUUUACCAAGAAUACCACCGUUAUCAAAACUCAUGGACAUGUAUGGUAUGCAAUCUGAUCAACCAAAAUUACUUGAACCAAAUCAUAGUUUUGAUGAUACCAAGGAAUUAAUAACUAAAACUGAAAAUAUAUUUAUUUUUCCUCAACCACAUCCAAAAUUAAGGCAUUCAAAAGGAAACCUAGAUGUUCUUCUUUUUAAAUUUUCUGAUCGAAUAAUACAACAUCGUGUGAUAAGAGCCGAAUUAUCUAUAUGGAUUCUAGGCACAAAAGUACCUAACGUUUUUGCAGAUAGCAUUAAUAGUUCAACAAUACAAACUGAGAAUGAAGAAAAUAUUUAUGGUGAAAAUGUUUUUUCUUUGAAUAAAAAACAUAUUGAAGGUUUUGAAAAUUAUAAUGCAAAUGAUAAUACUGAUGAUACUAUUAUUGAUGAUGAUGACGAUAAUGAUGAUGAUGAGGAUGAUGAAGAUGAUGGUAUUAUUGAUUUAGAUGAUAAACAAAGUGACAGUGAUGAUGGUUAUGCAGUGAUUCAUAGGGAUCGUUAUAGUGAUUUUUAUGAUUAUGCUGAGGAUAAUAAUGGUGAUAGUGUUAACGUCGACGAUGAUGAUGAUGAUGACGAUGAUGAAGAAGAAGAUGAGGAUGACGACUAUGAAAACCAUGAUGAAAAUAAUGAUGAAUACAGUGAUAAACAAAAUGACAGCAAUGGAAAUACCAAUAGUGAUAAAAAUAAUGAUCGUCAAGCUAAUGUUUUUCGUAAUAAACAUCAAAAAAAUGAAAUAUACAUUCAAGGACAACCACGAAAAGAUUAUUUUAUGAAUAAAAAAAAAAUAAUUGAAAAAGAACGAGUUACUAUAACAUUACAAAGAGUAUUACGUAAUUCAGGAAGAAAAAGUGUUUCUUUAUUAGGCUCACCAUUAACAUCAAGACAUUUGCGAACAGUUAGUAGUCAAGGAACAUGGGUAACAAUUGAAUUACGAAGAAUGGUUACAGAAUGGUUUAAACAUCCACGUGAUAAUUUUGGUGUUGCACUUAAAAUAUCAACUGAAUUAUCAGGAAUGGAAAAAUUACAAAUUAUUGAAACAAAUCCAAAUGCUGAACAUGCACCAUAUCUUGAAGUUCAAAUACAAAAACAAGAUAUUAAACGUAAUUCAAGAAUUAAAAGAAAUGUUGGUUUAAAUUGUGAUGAUACUAGUCAAGAAACACGUUGUUGUCGUUACAAGUUAACUGUUGACUUUGAAAAAUUUGGAUGGGACUGGAUUAUUGCUCCUAAAAAAUACGAUGCCAACUAUUGCUCUGGUGAUUGUCCGAUGGCUUUCUUGACAGCUUAUCCAAACACCCAUAUUAUCAGCCUUGCUGAGCCACCAAACAAUACUGGUCCUUGCUGUGCUCCUCGUAAACUUUCUGAAAUAACGAUGCUCUAUUUUGACAACGAAUAUCAAAUAGUAUUUUCACGUUUACCUGGAAUGGUUGUUGAACGAUGUGGAUGUUCAUAGCUUUGGUUUUUUUUUCAUUCAAACUAUAUUAUUAUUUUCUU